Messenger RNA from Opisthorchis viverrini, 2808 nucleotides. RefSeq lists its product as hypothetical. Lineage: Eukaryota; Metazoa; Platyhelminthes; Trematoda; Opisthorchiida; Opisthorchiidae. Bases 76 to 2808 code for a protein of 910 amino acids. The record is from RefSeq and is a predicted model, not a curated record. The transcript has a single exon.
UUGAUCGGCAUCCUAGUACUCGCACGUCUGUCUUGGUGUGUGUUCAAACCCGUAUGUUCACAACAUGUUUCAGGUAUGCCGAAAUAUUGUGUCGAAUUUAUAGCUGAUGUUUCAACAAUAUCCUCAAGAGACGUAUCCGAAUGUUCUGAUAACAACGACAGGUAUCCAAGGCGUAUAGAUUCCGCGGCUCGGAAACUCUGUACAUCUCCAUUACUCAUUAUAAACGAUAAUCACAUUGAGCCUCCUGAAACUGAAUCUCUGAACAUCCAGGGACAGUCGUCGAAUUCUGCAGUUGUUGAAACAGAAGAUAAUUCUAAGCAAUCUGAACCACAAAAUCCUCCACCAUCAAUUCCGGAGUCUCAUGCUCUUUCCAUGGGGAAUGCACCUUGCUGUAUGUCCGACAGACCAGCUCCCUCGUGGAACCAUACAGCAAUAAGACCAAAAUCUGCACAGUAUUUCACACCUGAGGACAUCCCGGUCUAUCGAACCUUUGUGAUUUCUCGAGUGGUUCAAUGCGCUGAUCGACCAGUCCUGGAAAAUGCCGUAAUGUCUAACAACCACAGUUAUCAUGAACUUCCAAUAUCUGGUGGUAAUCCGGAUUCCGUUGUAAACGAUUCUUAUACGAAACACCUUAACAGGCAAAAAACCCCGGCUUUCUCAACUAUGCCUAGAGAAAACCUGGAAAGUACAAAUUUACUCAAGUCAACAUCCGAACUUUCAAUGGACGUUAGUUCAGUUUCCAUACAGCGCCAACCAGAUACUGUUAACUCAAGAAAGCCACCUAUACAUGGCGCGAAUAAAACGACGGAUCCCUGGAAGACUGUACGACUAUCUUCAGAUGGGAUACUAAAGACAGAUGAAGACGGUACCAGUAUGUCGGAAGUUGUUUCCACGACAUCGUCUCGUGACUCAUUGAAAAAACAAAGGCACGAGCAUUACGGUAAAUCCACUAAAACUUGCACAAAAGAUUUACCGACCGAACAACUAAAACGGUUUCCUGAUACAGCUUGGAGUACCCAUAAAAACUGUCUAGAUAGAAAUUUGCCUCUGCUAUUUGACUCUGUAACCUUUGGCGAAAGCAUGUUCCCUUCAGAAGCACAUCAAAAACACCUUAGACGGGAACCAAAUAUAUCAUGUAAUUCUCAUCAUUUACAGAUCGAAGGUGAACAGGAGGACGCUUUAGAUUCAACCCGUAGGACAGAGACAUCAGACCGAAAAGACAUACAUUCUCGAGCUAAAGGUGACUUCAGUCUGCUUUCAGAUAUGACCCUUGAGGAUACCUCAUCCGUUAGCUCACUAGAACAGCCACAGCUUCUGUCGUAUUUCGACUGUUCUGAACAGGAAGAGAAAAUAUUAAAGGGAUUAGAGUCACAUCCAGAAAGGAGUACAAUGCAGCUUUCAACAACAGUGAAACAAAGAAUUGAGGAAGGGGAUAAAGAAGAGCCUGAGAAAAUACUGGACACUGCUCUCAAGGAACAUCAACAACCAAAAGGGAAGCCAGCGGUUAUUAAUGGAUUGCAGCUUCCCAAAGAUCAGCUCCGGAGAGUCAGCCAUUCGGAGCGUAAAGGACAAAUGUUGCACAGUCUGUGUUUGGAGGAAACAUUUCGCGAAGACAGGCAAUCCUGUUCGGACGCAUGUGGUGAUGAACAGCGGGAUAAGAACGGAGGUCGACUGUCCGGCACAUUCAGCACUGGUAAAGAAGAUUCACCUCCGGUUUCUAUAAGGAACUCAGUCAAACCCAGAUGCGCCAGUGAGUCACGUCUUCCAACCCCGAAGUUUCCACCUCCUUCAUCGGCGUAUCGGCCAGUGACUGUUAAGGGGAUAGGAGAUAAACCAUCUGACAUUGACAACGCAUCGAAAGUGGAGUACAUGACUAACAGUCUGACGAAUCAGUGCAACGAAGAGAUGAGAUCAGACAGCAAAUCUUCAGAACCGGUUACACCAACGUCUACUACUAUGCCCAGAGCAAAAUCGAACACCGAAUCUCAAAGUCGAACGAGUCCAGUGAGCCAAAAACCACCACAAACUGGACCAGUGCCAAGUUCUGUAAGACAGUCAAGAAGACCUAAUACUCCAAGUCUGUCAGUCAUGAGCGAUCCUCCGGAAAAGAACGAUAAAGAACCGGUUGGUAAGAAGCGAGAUUCUCAUUCCGUCCAAUCACGACUGAUGCCACUUGAACGACUCCGGUCUACUGUUUCCCCACCACCUUAUUCACGUGUCAGUCCCGACACAAACGUGAAACAAAGCACUAUAGUCGGAGGGGAACAACCGGCACUUUCUUCAAAUUCAAGUUUCGUUACCACCAGUUCCUGUCUAAACCUAACACUAAAACCAGCACCACAGAAGCAACUAGAAAUUCAAUGUAUCGACACAAACACAAGUAGAAUAGACACAAAUGCAAACCGGUCUACCUCAACAACCGGUAAAUUGAAGAAAUCGUUUUUCAUCAAUCCACCAGUUCAAAUUCCGGUUGGUGGUCGUAGACCGUCAGAUGAGAGCGUUGUCUCUGUGCCCCUGCACACAUUUAUCCCUAGCCCAACGUUGAACCAGAAGAAGCCGGUUCGCCGAAAAUUCUACAUCCCCGAAAGUGCAAACAUCGAGGCUAUUCUAGCCGAUCCGGACGAUCGUCGAAUCAAAGCAAUUUGUGAACGAUACAAAUGCGAUGUGGAGAUCUAUUCCAAAUUACCCUGGUGCGGAUUCCUACAAUAUAUUGUUGUCUUGUCUGCUCGUGAUUCUGCUACUCUACGGCGAUGCGCUCGCACCUUGGAUUGUCGACUCAAUUGGUGUCUAAAUGCGCAGUUGCGAUAA